Messenger RNA from Oryzias latipes (Japanese medaka), 2167 nucleotides. RefSeq names its product guanine nucleotide binding protein (G protein), beta 5a (gene gnb5a). The record is from RefSeq and is a predicted model, not a curated record. Gene Ontology annotation, biological process: signal transduction. Gene Ontology annotation, molecular function: protein binding. NCBI's taxonomy places the organism in Eukaryota, Metazoa, Chordata, Actinopteri, Beloniformes, Adrianichthyidae.
AGGAUCCUGGAUCCUCCUCUGGAAACUGGAGGAGCAUCUUCUCCCUCUGACGUCAUGACAGCAGCAUCAGCUGUUAGCUCCGCCGUAAGCCUUUCCGCCGCCUGCCGCUUCCCGCAAAAAGGAAAUAUAUGAGAUCCCCUCUCAGCCCUGAAAUGGCGACACAGGAGGUUCCGCUGAACGAGACUCUGGCUCACCUCAAAACGGAGUCGGAGACGCUGAAGCUGAAGCUGGAGGAGGAACGAGCGAAGCUGCACGAUGUCGAGUUGCAUCAGGUGGCCGAGAAGGUGGAAGGGCUGGGUCAGUUUGUCAUGAAGACACGCAGAACUCUGAAGGGACACGGAAACAAAGUCCUGUGCAUGGACUGGUGCAAAGACAAGAGGAGAAUCGUCAGCUCCUCACAGGAUGGGAAAGUGAUCGUAUGGGAUGCCUUCACCACCAACAAGGAGCACGCAGUGACAAUGCCUUGCACCUGGGUGAUGGCCUGUGCUUAUGCCCCCUCUGGAUGUGCUGUAGCCUGUGGGGGUCUGGACAAUAAAUGCUCAGUGUAUCCUCUGUCUCUGGACAAGAAUGAGAACUUGGCGGCAAAGAAGAAGUCAGUGGCCAUGCACACCAACUACCUGUCUGCCUGUAGCUUCACUAAUUCAGACAUGCAGAUCCUGACCUCCAGUGGGGAUGGGACCUGUGCAUUAUGGGAUGUUGAAAGUGGGCAGCUGUUGCAGAGUUUCCAUGGACAUGCAGCAGACGUGCUCUGUCUGGACCUGGCGCCAUCUGAGACUGGGAACACGUUUGUUUCUGGGGGCUGCGAUAAGAAAGCCAACGUGUGGGACAUGCGCUCCGGGCAAUGCAUUCAGUCCUUUGAAACUCAUGAGUCAGACAUAAACAGUGUGCGAUACUAUCCCAGUGGAGAUGCUUUUGCUUCCGGCUCAGAUGACGCCACAUGCCGCCUGUAUGAUUUAAGGGCAGACAGAGAAGUUGCUAUUUACUCCAAGGAGAGCAUCAUAUUUGGGGUCUCCAGUGUUGAUUUCUCCCUCAGCGGCCGGUUACUAUUUGGAGGCUACAACGACUACACCAUAAAUGUCUGGGAUGUUCUAAAAGGUACACGAGUCUCUAUUCUGUUUGGACACGAGAACCGUGUCAGCACACUGCGAGUCUCACCCGACGGGACGGCUUUCUGCACAGGAUCCUGGGACCACACUCUUCGGAUCUGGGCCUAAGACACAAAAAACCAAAUAGCAGACAGACUUAAAUGGCCACUUACUUUUCUGUUUGCUCAGGUGCAGCCACCACAAGCUGAGUUUUGGUUGUACAUACAGCAUAUCAAUAGCACUGUAUAUAUACUCCAGUUUGCUGGCAAGGAUAGAUUUACAUGUUUGAAAGUGUAAUUAAACCAAAAUGGCAUGCUUGCAUAGCACUAUGAAUAAAAGAGAAUUGCACAGAAGUAUUUUUGGGUUCAACUUACAAUGUAGAAAGCCUUUUGCAAAAAAUAUUGGUGGUAGUACCUUGCAUUGGCCUAGGGUAGAAGUGACACAAUAAAGUGGUGUAUUGUAUGUGUGCACAUAAAGGAAAAUGUUUUUAUUUAUUCAUUUUUGUCGGUGAUGGUAGAGAAUACUGUCUGAAGAUUAAAAAGCUAUGAAAUAAUCUAUUUAACAUAGACUGAAGGGAGAGUAGAAGAACGGUGAGGGUAAUAGAGAGAGUAGCAAGAAUGGCUUAAAGAAAUUAUUUAAUCUUGUCAGGAUGUUUACAUACUUAAUUAAGUUAGAACUAAAUACUUGGCUAGAAAACAUGCACUGGCAUGAAACUUCUUUGGCCAGAAUUACUAAAGUUUGUGAAACCUUUAAGAGUCAAAAAGUGACAAAAUGCAUCAGCGCAUGUCCUUUGCAAAAUAAUAUUUACUGCUAAAACUAAACAUUGGUUUUAUUUCCUGAGACAGCUGUGUCCAGGUAUGGAAGUAGCUUAGAAUUCACACAAGUUUUUCAUCCCUUUCUAAAAAUCUAUGAAAACUGAUACUAUUAAAAUUUGAAUGUGCUCCUUUUGAUGCAGUUGGAACAAACGCCAUGGCUGUUGUUUCAUAUUUACUGUAAUUACUUUAUUGUAGUUGAGUGUACAGACAUUCAAGGGACUGUUAAUCUGAAUACUACAAACAUAAUAAAUUCUGUUUGAAAUAUCA